CCCCUCUUUAAGUCUACUCAUAACAGUUAGGUUCUCAUAAAAAAGCCAUGGUCCCUCCUCAUCAACCGUAAUGACAUCCUCCUCAUUAUAGAAUUGGAACACAUACCGUCUAGGACCAAUUUUAGUUAUAGUAACAACAUUUUGAGGUUUCCACACAGACGCCAUAAUAUCUCUAAACUGAGAAAAAUGUACCGACUUUUCUGAUGUAAUAGUUCCCACCAUGGUCAAGUUGUGUUUCGAUACAUUCUGUACCAUUGGUUCAACCACGAGGACCUCCUCCUCUUCCUCCAGAUCCAAUUGCCCGUAGAUGUCUGCCAGUGCUUCAACCCCACCCGGACUGUCUCCCUUUUCCCAGCCACUCGCCAUGGCUUAAACCUAGUCUGCCAAAAUCGAACUAUGGACAAAGAAGCGGCGUGCGAAGGACAGAGAGCGGCACUCCCUUUCGCGAUCCGACUGCCAAGCCGUCGGACCCGGCCGUGAAUACUGAUAAGCUAGCACAAUGAAUACGCCCAACCUAAACCCUAGCCGCGCUAGGUCCUCUUCCGCUAGGCGUUCCAAGUGAGAAUGUCUUUAAACACCAAAAUUCUAGAAAACUUCGUAUAUAUGCAUACGUACGUGAGUACGUCCAUUUUCUGAAAUUACGCUAUGGCCUUCAUUUUUUCGAAUUUGAUAUAGAUGAUAUUAAGGCUCUGUUUGCAAACACAACUAAAAAAGCACUUCCCAACUUUUGACUUAAAAAAGCUAAAAAAGAUGUUUUCAAAUGACAACUUCUACUUAAAUGAAUUACUUAAAAGCUAAAAGCUAGAAUCUGCUUUUUAUUUUUUCUAUUACACAAAAAGCACUUAUUUUAUCAAACACCACCAACUUUUACUUUUCAAAAUCACUUUUUUCUCAAACACUACCAACUUUUACUAUUAAUCACUUUUUUACCAAAUCAUUUAAAAAAGUUAAAAGCACUUUUUUGUUGGGUUUGCAAACAGAGCCUAAUUGCUGGCGUAUGAUCUUCAGAAUUUUCUUUGAGCUAUUGUUAUUAUUAUUCCAAUCAAUGGCAAGAUCAGAAGCCUCAGAUGAAAUUCGUACAAACAUUGAAAAACUCCAGACGAGAUACAGUUCCUGGAAAAAGAAUCCUUCAACCCCAAACAUAUUAAACGCUCAUAAACCCAAGAAGAUGAUGGUUUUGCCACGCUAUCUCUCCCCUCCAUUGUCGUCCUGUCAUGAUAACUGCAAGAAAAUCCCUGAUAAUAAGAACCAAUUUUCGUCAAAAACCUGUCAUAUAAAAUCUAAUAUGCAAAAGAAGAAGCAAUCUGCAGCGGUUAAGACAAAACCAACUUCCUCUGCAGCAACAAACAGACAACAAGUUUUAGGAUCUCCAGAAAAUCUGAGCAGAUCACAUGCAAAGCCAACGAUUUCUCGAUCAGGAAAGACAGGCAGAACCAGAACCAGCCGCAUCAUUCCCAGGCGGGAAGAUCAAGAGGAGGAAUACCCUCCAGAGAAGACAAUAUACGUGAUUGAAGAACAUAAAGAACAACCAGAAGCGCCGCCUGAUAAGAAUUGUUCAGAAGAUAGGGAGAAAGAAAGUCCCGAUCUUUUAUGGAGAGGGAAUAUCAUGUACGGAACGUUGUGUAAAGAGGCGGCCAGUCCGAGGAAAGUUGUGGUUCCUGACACAUUUGUACGAGGAGAGGAAGAUCCUGUGGAGUUGUUGUCAGGUCAUAGAAUGAGUGUAAGAAAAAUUGAAGCAGAGAAAGAUGUGAGGACUUUGAUUGGUGUUUUUGAGAGUGUGAUCUCUCUCCAUGAUGGAGCUUCUUCACCACCAUUAUUAAGAUGAGGUGAAUACAUGCAUUUACAGAAUUGAAGGUUAAUGUAAAUAUAUAAGCAUGUUUCUAUAUACGUAGUAUGAC
Cuscuta epithymum is the source of this 1898-nucleotide messenger RNA. Lineage: Eukaryota; Viridiplantae; Streptophyta; Magnoliopsida; Solanales; Convolvulaceae. The record is from the annotation of a GenBank genome assembly.